Molecule: messenger RNA, 1656 nt
Organism: Mycena indigotica
Lineage: Eukaryota; Fungi; Basidiomycota; Agaricomycetes; Agaricales; Mycenaceae
Product: Fungal-trans domain-containing protein
Exons: 9
Coding region: 1-1656 (551 amino acids)
Biological process (GO): regulation of DNA-templated transcription
Cellular component (GO): nucleus
Molecular function (GO): DNA-binding transcription factor activity, RNA polymerase II-specific; zinc ion binding
Source: RefSeq, a predicted model, not a curated record
AUGGCGCGCAAAUCGCAGGAUGCUACUUCCGGUCCUCGCAAUCACCCCUCCAGUUGUCAUAAUUGCAGACGCAGAAAAAUAAAAUGCGACCUGGCCCGCCCUCAUUGCCGACAAUGUCUCCGUUCGUCAGCAUUCAAGGACUGUGAAUACAGAGAAGAUGGGCCGACAACUGCUGAAAAGCUCGAAGAACAAAUAGCCAUCCUCGAAGCACGCAUUGAACAGCUUCAAAAGCCCGAAAGGGAACGACUGGUCUUGCAAGCUCCUUACUACUCUCAGAUGGCUUGUAGCUCGUUUAUACCUAGCUCAGGUACUCUAGAGGCCACCUUGCUUUCAUCGGAAACACCGAGUAGCCCACCCACUCCUGGUUUAGACAUCUUAAUCGAUCGCUUCUUGGAAUACGGAGAGACGUUCGGCUUCUUCUUGCAUAUCCAACGAUUCCGCGAGGCCGGACGUUCUCGAAAAGGGCAGUCCCAAGCCACCAUAGAAUCUUCACCAGAUUCCUAUACCGUUCUGCCCAUCCUCCGUGCUGCUGUCAGCUUAUGGGCUCAUCAUCUACACGCAACAACUCUAAACAUUGCUCAAAGCACCCUUAACCAACGAGAAGAAGCUCGCUUGCUUGCACUUGUGACCCAGCUUCGGUCUUCGACACGGCCAUUCCCUACUUGUCCCAACGUGCUUUUGCAACACAUCCAGGUGGAGGUCCUUCUCUCCUCUUACUUCUUCCGCAAUGCGUUGUUCCUCAAAGGAGAAUACCACAUUGCAACAGCAGUUGCGCUCGUGCAAGGAGGUCGGUUUUUCUGCCAGGCAACCGAAGCCGUCCAUUCUAUCCGACAAGCAGAACGCGUCAAUGCAUUUUGGACAGUUCUUACCAUGAACAAUGUAUGGACCACGGCAGACGGUGCACCAUCGAAUUUUGCUAGCGAGACUGAUAUCGAAGUGCCUUGGCCAAUCGAUCUUAACUCCGCAAAAUGGAACGAGGUAUCUCCAAAUCGGAGUGAACCAGCUCGCAUAGCUAAUUUUUUGGCUGGAAAGUGUGGCAACGCAACUUCCGUCACUGCGUUGCGAGCCAAAGCAAGCAUUCUGUUUGAACAAGCCGCCAAUUUAUCAUCGAGAUUCCGUCCUAAUGCCGAUGGCAACUACCUCCAUGCAUUCCUCCUCGAAUUCACGAGCACCAACUCGCUCAUCGAUCAGUUUUUGUUCAGUCUUCCCCCGCAGGAUACUUUCUCUCCCCAAGACGGGCUUCUCAUUCGAUGUCUAGCGCAUGUCGCCAUCAUCGAGCUCCACAACCCGUUCAUCGGUCCUUUGGCGGUCGAAGCAUCACGAACACGGGCUUUAGAUGCGGCGAGGGCCACUGUUGACGACCUCGUUGAAUCAUCCCAGGCUUGUAGCACCGGCAUGGUGGAUCCUAUAAUUGGGACGUUAUGUAUGGCAACAUGCCAAGUGUUUUUCUCGGCCUUGACGCAUGGGAUGCUGCAGAACAUGGAGGAAGAGGUGGACGCAGUCAGCGCUGUUGAGCGUGUUCUAAAUGUCAUGCCCACCUUGGCCUCCGGAUCGAAGCUCGUUGAGUCCCAAACUCACGCUAUCAGAGAUACGUUCCAAGCCUUGUGCUGUGUUCCGCGACGGUAUACUGCCAACGCCUCAAUCGUCAUCAGUUGA